Molecule: messenger RNA, 2333 nt
Organism: Megalops cyprinoides (Indo-Pacific tarpon)
Lineage: Eukaryota; Metazoa; Chordata; Actinopteri; Elopiformes; Megalopidae
Product: lipoma-preferred partner homolog
Exons: 11
Coding region: 230-2026 (598 amino acids)
Biological process (GO): cell-cell adhesion
Cellular component (GO): stress fiber; focal adhesion
Source: RefSeq, a predicted model, not a curated record
UUUCAGAGCUCUGGGUGUCUCUGCCGGCUGGAAUUUCGAGCUGUGACGUCACGGCCUGCGGCUCUCCCAGAAAUCGGGGAAAAAGAAGUUUCACUUUUUGUGGGAUAUGAAACUCAUUGAUACUUAGAAAGCGAGACUCAUACGUGUACAGCAUACCUUCAGAAGAAACAAGAGGAUUCAAGCACAUAUUUUCCUUGUGUGACCAGACCUGCAGAGAGGUAACAGAACCAUGUGGAGCCCUCCCAACAGUGACGGUGACCAGGUGAGCCAGGUGACUGCCCGAAUGGAGCCCACCCCGGCCUUCGGCACACCCAGCAUCUCGGUGUCCCAGCAGCAGGCGCCCAAGAAGUUUGCCCCUGUGGUCGCUCCCAAACCGAAGUUUAACCCCUUCAAGCAGCUGGGAGAGGCACCGCUGUCAGGGGGUGGAGGUGACUUCCCGCCUCCGCCGCCCCCUGUAGACAACCCAAGCGGACUCCCAUCACCCCCUGGGGCCUUCCCUGCGCCCCCUCCCCCUGUUGACAUGUCCUUCGAUGUACAGGUGAAAGGUCCAACGAAGACCCUGGAGGAGAGGCGCUCCAGCCUGGAUGCUGAGAUCGACUCCCUCACCAGCAUCCUGGCUGAUCUGGAGAACAGCUCACCCUAUAAGCCUCGACCCCAGCAGAACACUUCUGUGUCCAGCUCCUCCACCCCAGUCACCAGCCACAAGCGGAUGAUCAUCCCAACCCAGCCUCCUCUGACUGCCACCAAACGGUCCACAGCCAAGCCACAGUCCCCUGCAAGCUCCCAGAGCCCCACUGGCUCCAGCCCCCUGGCCAAACCGCAGCCGCCCACCAUGCCCCAACCGCAGCCCCAACCCCAGCCCCCACCCCAUCACCAGCCUGUCCCCGCCUCCUACACCACCGCCUCCACCCCCAGCCGUCCCACCUUCAACGUGCAGGUGAAGACGGCCCAGCCCAGCCCCCACUACCUGCCCCCCGGCCCCCAGCAGCCGUCCCGCGCCCCUGCCCCCGCCCCAUCGCAGUACAUGCCCGCUCAGCCCCGUGGCCCUGAUUUUGCCUAUGGACCCCCCCAGCCCGGGUACGCGCCUCCGCCCCAGAGGAGCUACCCAGACCAGCAUUACACUGGAGCAGGAGGGCCAGGGCUCGCCUAUGGCGCCCACAACACCUGGAGACCCGAGCCAAGCUAUGCACCUGCCCCCGCUGGCCCAGGGUACCAGCCUACUGCCCCCAAGAAGACCUACAUCACUGACCCCCCAGCCGCCCUGGUGCCCUCCCCCAUGGGUCAGUAUGGCACGGGCCCAGGAGCCUCACCGAAGGGUGUUAGCCCCGCCCCCAGCAACGCCGGCAGUCGCCCAGAGGAUGAGCUGGAGCGCCUCACGAAGAAGAUGCUCUACGACAUGGACAACCCCCCCUCCGAGGAGUACUUCGGUCGUUGCGCCUCCUGUGGGGAGAACGUAGUGGGUGAGGGCACAGGCUGCACUGCCAUGGACCAGGUGUUCCACGUGGACUGCUUCACCUGUGCUACCUGCAACAGCAAGCUGCGUGGGAAGCCCUUCUACGCCAUGGACAAGAAGGCAUACUGCGAGCCCUGUUAUGUGAACACGCUGGAGUCCUGCAGUGUGUGUGGGCAGCCCAUCAUGGAGCGGAUCCUGCGGGCCACAGGGAAGGCCUACCACCCACACUGCUUUUGCUGCGUGGUGUGCCACCGCAGCCUGGACGGCAUCCCCUUCACCGUGGACGCCUCCAAUCAGAUCCACUGCAUCGAGGACUUCCACAAGAAGUUUGCCCCGCGCUGCUCGGUCUGUAAGGAGCCCAUCAUGCCCGCACCGGGACAGGAGGAGACCGUGCGAAUCGUGGCUCUGGACCGUGACUUCCAUGUGCAUUGCUACCGCUGUGAGGACUGCGGCUCCCCUCUCUCCGAGGGGGACAACCAGGGCUGCUACCCUCUGGACGGCCACGUCCUCUGCAAGAACUGCAACACCCUCCGCAUCCAGGCGCUCACCGCCAAGGCCACUACUGACCUCUGAGCACCAGCCGAAUGCAGAUCCGAAUGCACACACCCUCAUCCAGCUGUGACACUCUCAUGCAAGUGUAUACACUGACAUACUCACAGACACCCUCCGGCAGCUGUGACACUCACAUACAUGUGUAUACACCGAUACACUCACUCACACCCUCACCUAGCUGUGAUGCUCAUACGCAAGCACACACCGAUACACUCACACACGCUCUCACACUAACAUGCACACAGUCACCUACCGCACUCAUAUACUCUACACAUGUACACACCCUCACCCAGAUGUAACACUCAUACACAUGCAUAACCACGCUAUC